This is a messenger RNA of Solea senegalensis (Senegalese sole), 828 nucleotides long. RefSeq names its product valosin containing protein lysine (K) methyltransferase (gene vcpkmt). Gene Ontology annotation, molecular function: protein-lysine N-methyltransferase activity. Gene Ontology annotation, cellular component: cytoplasm; cytosol. The transcript is spliced from 5 exons. The coding region runs from base 21 to 689 and encodes 222 amino acids. The record is from RefSeq and is a predicted model, not a curated record. Gene Ontology annotation, biological process: peptidyl-lysine methylation. Lineage: Eukaryota; Metazoa; Chordata; Actinopteri; Pleuronectiformes; Soleidae.
UUGUUCCUGUCGCGACCAACAUGGCGGCUGAUAUAGACAAGUGUAAAUAUUUCACAAGGGAAAUCGAGAAAAACGACGGCUGUGCCUUAAAACUAAAGCAGUGCUACUUGGGAGACGUUGGCUGUGUGGUUUGGGACGCAGCUAUCGUCCUGGCCAAAUAUUUAGAGACGAGACAAUUUUAUGAUCCGCAAAGAGGUGUCAACGUCUGGGCCGGAAAGAGUGUGGUGGAGUUCGGAGCUGGGACAGGAGUUGUUGGUCUAAUGGCAGCAACACUGGGAGCUCAUGUAACUGUGACAGACCUGGAGGAUUUGCAGCCCCUCCUGAGAAUAAACAUCCACGAAAACCAGGCACUUAUCAGCAGUGGAUCCAUAACUGCCAAGGUACUGAAAUGGGGUGAAGAUGUGUCUGGGUUCUUGCCUCCCCCACGUUAUAUUCUUAUGGCAGAUUGCAUCUAUUAUGAGCAGUCAAUUGUUCCCCUGGUGGAGAGCUUGAAGCUGCUCUCUGGACCAGAGACCUGUAUUCUCUGCUGCUACGAGCAGCGCACUGAGGGUGUCAACCCAAAAGUGGAACAGCAGUUUUUUGAGUUGCUGCAACAGCACUUCAGCUGCAAGGAGAUCCCGUCCAUCGAACAAGACCCAGAAUUCAGCAGUCCAGACAUCCACAUUCUGCACAUACAAAAAAAAGGCUAAGUCUGUCUGGGGAAAUUUGUGCAAACAGUAAUUAUUGCUCAGAUGGUGAAAGAGAAAAUGCAUCUGUAACUGGAUGGGUAGAAUGUCUUGUCUAUCUUUUUAAAAUUAAUAAAUGUGUUUUGAUAUUUUGGUAAACAAA